UAGACUUAUCGGCUAUUGCGGCUGAAUUGUUUACUUCUGUUUUUGUUUUAGUUUAUAUUUCCUAAUUUUGCAAUGUCUAGUGAAACCGCCGAUGCCCUGGCUGCCCACAUGUGCGAGCUGGUGCAGUUCUAUAUGCUGCCGGAGCUGAAGGAGGAUCUGGACAGCGUUCCCUUGGCGGCAUCACAAUUCGAGAGCUAUCAUUCACUGCUGAUCCAGGAUCUGCCAAAGCUGUACGAUUUGGUGCAGGAAUUCCUGCAGAAGAGUGGCGGGGCGGGACACGAGGAGCUAAAAGUUAAGCUCCUCCUGCUGCUCUGUGAACUGACAGCAGCUCCCACGAUUUACCAACUCAAGGAUGGUCCUGAGAAUCUUCUAAGGAACGCCAAUGAGCUGGCCAACAAGCUAUCUUCUAGCUGGUGGAAGUCCACGGAUGCCCAAAUGCUUAAAUACUACGAGCAGAAGCUGCACAAAGACUCCUGGAAGAGACAGCUGGGAGCAGUCCAUGGAUUUGCCAGAUAUUUGGAGCUACGUUACACGGAUAAGUCAAGAAUGUCCACUCAAAUGCUGGCUUUUGCCCUGUCGGUGGGUCUAAACGUCCGGGAAUGCUAUGAUUCUGCCUACAAGCAACUUGGCGUCCAGAUCUUCUCAGUUAUGCUGAAAUUUAGCGAUCCCAAGGAUGUUCAGGAAUUAAACGUGCACAGCGUUAUCUAUGAUCAUGCACUCAAGGAUGCCUACAAUAUGGAGUCCGUUGAAGCUAUAGGCGCAGUCUGGAACUGCAUGUAUUUGUGCCUCGAUCACUUUGUCGACUUGGAUGCAUAUACGUGGAAUCAAUGCGACGACAUGAUGGAUCGUUUGAUCCACAAUGUGGGCAUGAGUUCAAAGCCAAAAGUCUCCAUUUGCUUGCUGCAGUUCAUCACCCGGCUGGGCUACUACUUCACCAUCAAUCGCAGUGCUGUGGAAGCUGCACUCGCCACAGAUCUAAGUAAGCCAGAUAACUUGGCUGCCUGUCUGGACGAGUGCCUUUCCCUGAAUGCCAGCACUAGCUAUCGAUGGGCCAAGGCCAUCCUUCAGAUGUUCGUUUUGGAAUCUGAAAAACUGCUCCAGGGACCCGAGGUGUGUGUCGAGCUUAUGGAGCAAAUGCAAAGAUGCUAUUUGGUCUGCAUUAUGCCCAUUCCUUUGGAGGCCUUGAGUCCGCACCUGCCCGAGUUCUAUGGGAAAUUUGUGGCCGUGCUUUUGGAGUGCAUAAUGGCUCACGAAAGGACGCCAGCUGUUGUAAAGAUCGUUCAGCGAUUCACGAGUAUUUUCUGCUUCCAGUUGGCUGAGAAGACGUUGCCCUCUCACUUGGCGGAGUUUCCGGAGGCUUUAAGUAAAAUACAAAUUAAAAUUUCAGAAUAAAAACACACUGUUCAUA
Messenger RNA from Drosophila kikkawai, 1408 nucleotides. RefSeq lists its product as uncharacterized. NCBI's taxonomy places the organism in Eukaryota, Metazoa, Arthropoda, Insecta, Diptera, Drosophilidae. The record is from RefSeq and is a predicted model, not a curated record.